GUGAUCGACCAUCAAAUUUUCCAGAAGAUGCGUCACGUAAACCAGUUAGGCACCGCUGGUUUGGUGUACCCGAGCGCUACGCACACGCGAUUCGCGCACUCUUUGGGAGUCGGCUUCUUAGCGAAAGAAGCAUUGGAAAAAUUGGGAAAGAAGAUGUACCAAUUACAUCGUGAUCUCGUGACCGGUCGUAGUCAUAAGGCUUCCAGCCCUAACUCAUUUCCAGAAGCUGCAUCUUCCACCCCUAACCCAUUUUCAGAGGCUGCAUCGUCCUGAGGCUGUCUCAUAUAAAGACAACUGAUAAUCUGUCCCUAGAAGCUGUCCCUGUCCCAUAGGUAGGAACAAAGAAUCAUGAUCAAGAUGCAUCUAACUAACGAUGGAUAGAAAGAGGUGAACUCUAAUAGUCGGGUUAGAAGCUACGAUUCUAUCAAGUUACGACUCACCGACAAGGAUCGCAUUUGUGUGAUCGUAGCCGCACUUUGUCACGACGUUGGGCAUCCAGCUUUCUCGCACUCUUUUGAGCAUUUCAUG
This is a messenger RNA of Amoebophrya sp. A25, 528 nucleotides long. The record is from the annotation of a GenBank genome assembly. NCBI's taxonomy places the organism in Eukaryota, Dinophyceae, Syndiniales, Amoebophryaceae.